AUGACUGAUGGCUUGUGGGGCACAACUUUGACUGAAAACAUGUCAGAAAACAGGGAACUGUUUGUCCGAACCACACUGCGGGAGUUGCUUGUCUACCUGCUGUUUCUGUUGGAUAUAUGCCUGUUGACAUAUGGUAUGACCAGCUCAAGCACCUACUAUUACACUAAAGCCAUGACUGACCUGUUUGUGAAUACGGCCGGUGAAAGUGGGCUGAACUUCCAGUCCAUUAGCACGAUGGCCGACUUCUGGACCUAUGCUCAGGGCCCAUUACUGGAUGGGCUCUAUUGGACGAGAUGGUACAACAACCAGUCCCUCGAUAGUGGAGAUCAAUCCUUCAUCUACUAUGAGAACAUGCUGCUGGGGGUCCCCAGGAUGAGGCAGAUUAAGAUCAAGAACAACUCCUGCCAAGUCCACAGUGAUUUCCAAGACGAGAUCACAGGAUGUUUCGAUGUCUACAAUGACCAGGAGGAAGAUGAUCUCAGCUUUGGACUCAUCAAUAGCACCGCCUGGACCUACCACAAAGAAAAAGAGUUCAAAGGUUCCUCACACUGGGGGCUGCUAACCACAUACAGCGGCUCAGGCUACUAUCAGGACCUGAGUCAAACCAAAGAUGAAAGUGCAGCCAUCCUGCUGGAACUGGUGGACAACCUGUGGCUGGACCGAGGAACCAGAGUGGUCUUCAUUGACUUCUCUACUUACAACGCAAACAUCAACAUGUUCUGUGUCAUCAGGUUGGUGGUUGAAUUCCCAGCAACGGGUGGAGCCAUCCCAUCUUACCAGAUCAGAACAGUGAAACUGAUUCGCUACAUCACCCACUGGGAUUACUUCGUCCUUGCCUGUGAGAUGGUCUUCUGUGUGUUCAUCCUCUACUACAUCGUGGAGGAGAUUCUUGAAUUGCAAAUACACAAGUUGUCCUACUUUAAAAGCAUCUGGAACAUACUGGAUAUUGUAGUAAUACUGCUUGCCAUUGUUGCCAUCACUUUCAAUAUUUUCCGCACCAUCAAAGUGGACAGUUUGCUUGGCAACCUGCUGCAACAGCCUGACACCUAUGCUGAUUUUGAAUUUCUAGCAUUCUGGCAAAUGCAAUACAACAAUAUGAAUGCGGUGAACCUGUUCUUUGCAUGGAUCAAGAUUUUCAAGUACAUCAGUUUUAAUAAGACCAUGACUCAGCUGUCCUCCACACUGGCUCGAUGCGCCAAAGACAUUCUGGGAUUUGCCAUCAUGUUCUUUAUCGUGUUCUUCGCAUAUGCUCAACUUGGAUACCUGCUGUUUGGGACAGAGGUUGAAACCUUCAGCACGUUUGUCAAGUGCAUCUUCACACAGUUUAGGAUUAUUCUUGGAGACUUUGAUUACGAUGCCAUUGACCGCGCUAACAGAGUUCUUGGGCCAAUCUAUUUUGUCACCUAUGUGUUCUUUGUUUUCUUCGUGCUGCUGAACAUGUUUUUGGCCAUCAUAAACGACACGUAUUCUGAGGUCAAGGAGGAGCUCUCAUCACAAAAAGAUGAGCUACACAUUACUGACAUCAUCAAACAGAGCUACAUGAAGACAUUCAUGAAGCUGAAACUUAAGAAGGAGAAAAUAUCCAAUGUGCAGAAGGCGCUACAGUCUGGAUCUGGAGAAAUUGAGUUUAAGGACUUCAGAGAAACACUGAAGGAGAUGGGACAUGCAGAUCAUGAAAUUGCUGCAGCUUUCUCACAGUUUGACCAUGACAGGAAUGAUAUUCUUGAUGAAGCUGAACAAGAGAAGAUGAAAACAGAGCUGGAAGAAAAAAGGGAUGCCCUAUGUGCUGAACUCAACAAUCUGGGACAAAAAUACCAGAAUGACUUACUGGAGAAGCCUCCUGUGAACUCUCAUGAACAAACGAGUCAUCUUAAUCAAACCCGAGUGGAACCAGAGGAAUUUGUGAGACUAAGGAGGCAGGUUCUCCACCUUGAAAGCUCAGUAGCAAACAUCACGUCCAGGUUUGAGUUCAUCAUGGAGAACAUGAGCUUCCAUGAAAACAACAAAGAACCGUCAGGGAAACUGUCUGCAACCAACAAUCAGGCAGAUGAAGGCGUGUCAUAUGAUAAUGUGGAGCUGUGCACAAAGAGAGGCACGUGUGCUGAAAAACCAUCCAGGAGUCCAGCCCUUCAGACCACGCCCACAUACGACUGUCACCUGUGAAUCAAACAUCAUCAGCAAGUUUUCUGCACGUUCGAAACUUUUGGAUUCUUGACUUUGCAUCAAUGUUGUCAAAUACAGUUACUUUAGGCUUAAAAUC
Messenger RNA from Thalassophryne amazonica, 2260 nucleotides. It is a transcript of the gene pkd2l1, whose product is annotated as polycystic kidney disease 2-like 1. The transcript has 15 exons. Gene Ontology annotation, cellular component: membrane. Gene Ontology annotation, biological process: potassium ion transmembrane transport; detection of mechanical stimulus. Gene Ontology annotation, molecular function: calcium channel activity; sodium channel activity; calcium-activated potassium channel activity. The record is from RefSeq and is a predicted model, not a curated record. Lineage: Eukaryota; Metazoa; Chordata; Actinopteri; Batrachoidiformes; Batrachoididae. The coding region runs from base 1 to 2163 and encodes 720 amino acids.